This is a messenger RNA of Ochotona curzoniae (black-lipped pika), 2155 nucleotides long. It is a transcript of the gene GGT5, whose product is annotated as gamma-glutamyltransferase 5. The transcript has 13 exons. Gene Ontology annotation, cellular component: plasma membrane. NCBI's taxonomy places the organism in Eukaryota, Metazoa, Chordata, Mammalia, Lagomorpha, Ochotonidae. Gene Ontology annotation, molecular function: leukotriene-C(4) hydrolase activity; glutathione gamma-glutamate hydrolase. The record is from RefSeq and is a predicted model, not a curated record. Gene Ontology annotation, biological process: leukotriene D4 biosynthetic process; glutathione catabolic process; inflammatory response. The coding region runs from base 272 to 2038 and encodes 588 amino acids.
GCCAGCACCCAAGCAGAAGGGCUGUGCCGGCCGCCCGCCUGCCCACAGUCCCCACUCUCUCUCCCGACCUGGCUGCCCGCUGCUUGUCUGUAACCUGUCUGCUGGCACCCACCUGUAAGUCCCUCUUGUCCUUCCUUGUCUUGCUGCCCUGCGUGCCAGUCCAGCCGCUGCCUGUCUUUGUGUAUCUGUGCGAUCACCCAUCCCACCCCACUCAUCUCCAUCCAUCCACUGGCCCACCUGUCUUCUCCUCUUUCCCUUGGGCCACAGAGCCAUGGCCUGUGGCCGCAGGGCCACCCUCAGCCUGGUCCUGCUGGGACUGGCCCUGACGCUGGCCAUUGUCGUGCUGGCUGUGGUCCUUUCCCGCCGCCACACCCCCUGUGGCCCUAACGCCUUCCUCCGCGCUGCUGUGGCCGCUGACUCCAAGGUCUGCUCAGACAUUGGACGAGCCAUCCUAGAACAGCAAGGCUCACCUGUGGAUGCCACCAUUGCCGCUCUGGUCUGUACUGGCGUCAUCAACCCCCAGAGCAUGGGCCUGGGUGGAGGGGUCAUCUUCACCAUUUACAACGCAACAACAGGUAAAGUGGAGAUUAUCAAUGCCCGCGAGUCUGUGCCGGCCAACAGUGACCCUGACCUGCUCAACAGAUGUGAUCAGGCCAUGCCGCUGGGCACAGGGUCCCAGUGGAUAGGGGUUCCAGGGGAGCUCCGUGGCUAUGCUGAGGCCCACCGCCGCCAUGGCCGCCUGCCCUGGGCACAGCUAUUCCAGCCCACCAUCGAACUGCUGAGAGGCGACUUCCGCCUGCCCUCCAUCCUCAGCCAGUUCCUGCACAGCAGGUUCCUGCAGCCCUCACUGACCACAUCCUCCUUGCGGCAGCUCUUCUUCAAUGGGACGGAGCCUCUGCAGCCACAGGACCCAUUCCCCUGGCCUGCGCUGGCUGCCACCCUGGAGACGGUGGCCGCCGAGGGUGCAGAGGCUUUCUACAAGGGCAGGCUGGGCCGGAUGUUGGUGGAGGACGUUGCCAAGGAAGGAGGCCGGCUGACCAUGAAGGACUUGGGUGACUUCCACCCAGAGAUACUGGAUGCCCUCGAGAUGUCACUGGGGGACUACACGUUGUACUCACCACCGCCGCCGGCAGGGGGCGCCAUCCUGAGCUUCAUCCUCAACGUGCUCAGAGGGUUCAACUUCUCAGCGGACUCGGUGGCCAGCCCUGAAGGAAGCGUGGACGUGUACCACCACCUUGUGGAGACAUUCAAGUUUGCCUGGGGCCAGAAGUGGCGGCUGUGGGACCCCCGCAGCCAUCCGGAGAUGCAGAACGACUCCCUUCCCCUGCUGGGGGAAGAGCUGGCCAGGCACACUCGCCAGCAGAUCGAUGGCCGUGGCGACCACAGGCUCAGCCACUACAGCCUGGAGGGGCCCUGGGACUACCGGAUGGGCACUUCUCACGUGUCGGUGCUUGGGGAGGAUGGCAGUGCGGUGUCAGCCACCAGCACCAUCAACACGCCCUUUGGGGCUAUGGUGUACUCCCCACGGACGGGGAUUCUUCUCAACAACGAACUCCUAGAUUUCUGCUGGAGACGUCGGCCGGGCUCCAGCAUCACCCCAGCUCCUGAGGAGGGAGCUAGGGUUGGGCCCGUGCCUGACACCACCUGCCCUCGGGCCCCAGUUCCAGGAGAGCGGCCCCCAUCAUCCAUGGUCCCUUCCAUCUUGAUCAGCGCAGCUCGAGGAGCCAAGCUGGUGAUUGGCGGGGCUGGGGGAGAGCUCAUCAUCUCUGCCGUGGUCCAGGCCGUCAUGAAUAAGCUGUGGCUGGGCUUGGACUUGUCAGAGGCCAUCGCAGCUCCCAUCCUGCACGUGGGCAGCCAGGGCCGUGUGGAGUUCGAGCCCAGCUUCAGUCAGGAGGUGCAGAAGGGGCUGCAGGAGCGUGGCCACAGCCAGAGCCAGAGGCCCUUUUUCCUGAACGUGGUCCAGGCUGUGGCACAGGAGGGGACGUGCGUGUACGCCGUGUCGGACUCCAGGAAGGGUGGGGAGGCUGCGGGCUACUGAGGAGACGCCCUUCUGCACUGCCCGGGCAAGGAAUGCUCUGGAGCCGGGAUCUGACUCCAUCCUGAACGUGGCCAUGGACUGCAUGCAAACUGGAAGAGACCCGAACCAGCCUGGCAG